UGUUAUUGUGUUAUUGUAAUUUUCUCUCAUUUUGUGGUUAUUGUUUGGCUUUCAGCGUUGCGGAAGUGCGAGUUGCUAGGGCGGGGAGGUCAGGCAGGUGUCGCUGGGACGGUUUGAAAGCUUGUUUUAGAUUUACCAAUGAGUUUUACAGACGUGAGCAAUGCGUCUUACGUGAGAAACGGCCCAUAGCCUCCUCAAGCGUGUCAUGGAGGGUUACCCUUCAAAGGCGCAAGGGGACGUUUUUGAUCAGGGUAAUCCCUCUCAACACUUUGGUUCGGCAUCAACAGCCGUUCCUGCCACACAGACCAUUAACACUGCUGUGACCUUCAUAGGCCAGACACACUCCUCAUCUGGACAACUGGAGGGUAAUGCAGGAGCAAUGGCCACCCCAGGGACGAGCCUACAGGAUGACUUUAGGGGAGAAGCCAGUGUGGGAGGGAACACAGGACGCAAGAAGAAGAAGAAGCAGAAGAGUGGCGAAGAGACAUCAGGAAAUUCGGUCAAACCUGACCUGAUGGAAGAGGAUGAGCUCGUUGACGCUGCGAUUCCAAUGCUAGCUGAGAAUCAAGGUGUUGAAGAGCUGCUUUAUCCUGCCUCACUGCCUCCUGCAGGUGGGACAUUAGUUGGUGGUCAGUACCUCCUCAACAAUGCCCUUCUGGAUCAGAUCCUUGCAGAAAAGAAAAUGCAACUCAUGCAAAGUCCAGAAGUGAUGGAUUCUUGA
Messenger RNA from Penaeus vannamei (Pacific white shrimp), 721 nucleotides. The record is from RefSeq and is a predicted model, not a curated record. Lineage: Eukaryota; Metazoa; Arthropoda; Malacostraca; Decapoda; Penaeidae.